CUGAUUCCAUACAACCUGCUGUGCGUCCGUGCUGGCUUAGUUUUGGCCAGCGUUCGCUCCGUCAAUGAUGUCUUUGAUGUCAAAACAAUUCUAGAACUACUCGCUGUUGCAGCCUUUUUCAUCUGUAUCGGCGUAGUCUCACGGCGCCGUCGAGGAAAUGAGGUCGAAAUCGCACAUGCGGCAACGGAGUGA
Messenger RNA from Strongylus vulgaris, 192 nucleotides. The record is from the annotation of a GenBank genome assembly. Lineage: Eukaryota; Metazoa; Nematoda; Chromadorea; Rhabditida; Strongylidae.